GGAAAAAGGCAAUGGGGAAAACACCCUACUCUGAAGAAAAUAAUUGAAACGCUGCAAAGCAAACAUUACAAACUAGUCAUCAGGCAGUAAGAAACAAAGGACAAGGAUGCCUGGAACCCAGGGCUAGUGAACUGUGAAUAGGAAACCUUUUGUCACUGACGCAGCAGUGCUGAAAAUGGAAGGAAGGAUGUCAGACAUCUGUGGCCAGCCUGGAAUGAAGUUACAGCACCAAGCUCAUUGUCCUAAGGAAAUGGAUCUCUGCUGUGGACUUCGAGGUGGAAGCUAGGCAAAUGACUGGUUGACAUCAUCAGGCUGAGCAUAGCAUUACAGCAAAUGGGGACUUGCUUGGCAAGCUAUGUGGGAAACUCCCACUAAAGCCUCAAAGUACAUUUCAUUUAGGAGAUAGAGAGGAAGCCAGCUCUCUAAGUGCACUGCUGCACCAGUCAAUCCAUCCUUUCUCUUUUGCUGACAGCCAGGCUGGUGACCAGGACUCCUUACUUUACAUGCCUAGUUCUCAGCUGGAAAUUCCCAGGGCCCAGAGAGUUUCAUUCUACUGUCUAUAGUGGUUAGUCAAGAGCUGAAAAUCUGAAGACAUGAUGGGAAGAGAAGAGAACUAAACCAGAGAAUGAUCCUUAGACUGGAAAAAGCGUGCCUCUUAUGGAGUUGAUACCCAAGAUAAGUCAGGAAACAAUGAAAGAGCACCCAGCUGUCCUUGAUGAGUUCAAAUCACUUGGCACAGCCCUGCUCAGCAAUGCAAGAGGCGUGAUGGAGGUUGAAUCCUCAUACACAGACUUCAUCUCCUGUGACAGAACGGGCCGUAGGAAUGCCGUCCCUGACAUCCAGGACGACUCGGCAGCCGUGAGCGUGAGGAAGCUGACAGGGAACAUGGAGGAGCUGGCUCUUGAAGGAACAGGGCAGGCAGAGAUAAACGCAUCAGACAAGGAAGCUGGUACCAGGCCUGAAGGGAAUGAGGGGACUGCCACAUCCUGAGAGCUGCCCCUGUCCCAUUCCCUUUGUCCAGUGGCUGAAGGAAGAAGCAAGCAGCCUGGGCUUCCCAAGAGGCAAACUUGGCAGCAUUCUCCCCAAGGACCACUUCUCUCCUUCUACAGUAACCCUUCUGGGCACAAUGAAGCCAUGUGGACCUUCUCAGACUUUCCUUUUCCUCUUGUCCACACCCCUCCACCACCACCCCCCACACAGAGGAAGCCUGUGCUCAGGGCAGGUUUGCCCUGCUAUGGGGACCUCAGACUGAGGCUAGCCUCCAGAGGUGCCUUAAAGAGCCCUACCCCAACCUAGGGAAACCCUGUGGUUUUGCCUACUGUGGACCUUCCCUUCUUCCAGGCCCAUCUAGUCUAGUGUAUUUGGUAAUUCAAAACCUUAUUUAUUUGGUUUAUACCUGUGGGGUGGGAAUGGGGAGGUAUCACCUGCUCCUUUCCUCUGGAGGACAGAUAGAAGCCAGGUCCCUUCCCACUUCCUCUUAGGGGAGACAUCAUCGCUCAUCCCUCAUACUGACCCACUUAAUCCACUUCAUUAAAUUUCCUGAGUGCCUCCUCUGAAGGAAGCAAAAAAAGAUGAAUAAAACCUGGUUGUUGACCUUAGGGAGCACCCUAUCCUCAGGGCUGCUGAUUGCCUCAUCUGUGACCCUUAGGAACAAGAGAGAGAUCCUUCCCAACCCAGCUGAAUUAAUUCCUUUUUACUCUUUUUAAACUUUGACUUUAAAUAUUAUCCACCUUGGGGGGGGGGGAGGCCGGUAAGGAGGGGAGGAAAAGACAAUGGAGAUCUGCUUUUUAUUUCCAUGGAGAGGGGGUGGUGAGGAAGCAUUGGGUGGGGGGGCGGUAUUUUAAUCUAAACUCUUUGACUUGUGUAGCUCAGAGAGAAUGAUUCCUGCCCUUUUCCCAACACAUUUUUAAGGGGAUCAUUUUAUUUCCCAAUUUUACUAAGUUGUGUCUCCUUUCUACAAAGACACGUGAUGCCUACCACUUGGAAAAUAAAUUCAGACCUUUUGUGUGAUUGAUUUUCCUUUUCUUCCUGAAAUAUUAAAUAUUAUCUUUAA
This is a messenger RNA of Phascolarctos cinereus (koala), 2053 nucleotides long. It is a transcript of the gene PKIG, whose product is annotated as cAMP-dependent protein kinase inhibitor gamma. The record is from RefSeq and is a predicted model, not a curated record. Gene Ontology annotation, molecular function: cAMP-dependent protein kinase inhibitor activity. Lineage: Eukaryota; Metazoa; Chordata; Mammalia; Diprotodontia; Phascolarctidae. Gene Ontology annotation, biological process: negative regulation of protein kinase activity.